AUGGUGAAGGGCGCCGGCAGCCCCUCGGCCAAGUCGGGGAAGACAAAGUACUACGGAGUAGCCGUCGGACAUGUGCCUGGCGUAUAUACAGAUUACGCCACCGUCCAAGCCCAAACCAAGGGCUGCAUGGGUGGAAAACAAAAAGGCUUUGCAACUCGUGCAGAGGCGCAGGCUUUUGUGGACAACUUCAAGCGACCGGGUAGCACUCCCAUCAGCUUACGCGGCGACCUGUCUGAAUCGUCUUCGCUAGCAGCAGGCAAACCCUCCAACCUCGCCGAGGGCACACCCAAGAGACAAAAGAAGGAGCACACCUUGCCCGUGUCGGCGCUCACGAAUGGCAACAUCAAAUAUGAGCCAGGAUGGGGCCCGCUCCCGCCAGGUGCCGAGGAUGGCUUUGAUCGGACCAUCAAGCUUGAUCCAGAGGGAGGGAACAUCAGGACCAAGACCGAGGAAGAACUCAGUGCAACCAAGAUGCAGCCAACUGGGGACAUCAGCGGCCCUAUUGUUGUGUAUACCGACGGUAGCUCCCUGGGCAAUGGUCGAGUAGGCGCCGUAGGAGGCGUGGGCGUUUACUUUGGCCCAAACGAUCCUAGGAAUGUAUCCGAAGCCUUGCGUGGAAACAGACAAACGAACCAACGCGCCGAGCUAACAGCUAUCGCCCGAGCUCUAGACCAUAUUGCCAUCGACCGCGAGGCCCGAAUCGUCACAGACUCAAAUUACUCCAUCAAGUGUCUGACCGAGUGGUUCCCAAAGUGGGUGGAGAGAGGCUGGAAGAACUCAUCGGGCAAGGAUGUCGAAAAUAGAGAUCUUAUUGAGCCCAUUAUCGCGAGAAUCCGGGAACGCGACAUGAGCAGGGCCAAGACAAAGUUUCAGUGGAUCAAAGGUCACGCGAAUGAUCCAGGAAACGUUGCAGCUGAUGCAUUAGCCGUGCGAGGCUCACGGUAUAGCACACCUGAUCUACGAAACGCACGCGAGUUCUCUGAGACGCUCAACACGCCGACGAGGGCACACUACCGUAUGCAGCCGAAGAAGCAGCCCGGGGCCGACGCGAAGCCCGUCUCCGUAGCCCUUGAUGACGAGGACGAAUUCGAUGAGAUUUUCGCUACCCUAGCGGCUGAGCACUCGGCAGACCAGGUUGCAGAAACAACCGUAGUACAAGCUGGGGUCCCGCUGUCAGAGGCUGUUAAGCAGGUCACAGAAGCAGCGAUAGUACAAGACGGGGUCCCGCCCUCGGUGGCGGCUCAGCAGCUCGCAAAGGCGGCCGCGAAAGAAGGUCAGGAGCACCUCGAGCAGACACAGAAUGGAGAUGCACCAGAAGUAAAGGCAUCAGAAGAGAAUGUAUCUGAUGAUGCAGAGAAGAUGGACACCGUGCAAGAAUCCGUUGAGCGGGCAUAA
This is a messenger RNA of Cucurbitaria berberidis CBS 394.84, 1395 nucleotides long. RefSeq names its product ribonuclease H-like protein. NCBI's taxonomy places the organism in Eukaryota, Fungi, Ascomycota, Dothideomycetes, Pleosporales, Cucurbitariaceae. The transcript has 2 exons. The record is from RefSeq and is a predicted model, not a curated record. Gene Ontology annotation, molecular function: nucleic acid binding; RNA-DNA hybrid ribonuclease activity. Gene Ontology annotation, biological process: DNA replication, removal of RNA primer. Bases 1 to 1395 code for a protein of 464 amino acids.